UAAUCUGUAUACGAGGAUCUUUUUUUUUUUCUCUCUCCUCUUUAGGUCUCUAGAAGUACGUUGGGUCUGCUCUCUCUCCUUCCUCUCUCUCUCUCUCUCUCUUUUUCUCUCUUUCUCUCCCGUGUCAUCUUCAAGAUCAUGAAGUUCGCCCCGAUCCUGUUGUUUGUCAUAGCGAUCGUUUUCGCUGCCGAGGAGAAGGAGGAAGAACGUCCUAAAACGUUUAGAAGACUCAUUCCAGCAGACGUUCUUCGCGAUUUUCCCGGUAUGUGCUUUGCCUCGACAAGAUGUGCCACUAUUGAACCAACAAAAUCUUGGGAAUUGACACCAUUUUGUGGCCGUUCUACUUGCGUACCUGCUGAUGACAACUCUGGUCGACUUUUCGAACUUGUCGAAGACUGUGGACCACUUCCAAAAGCUAAUCCGAAAUGCAAACUCUCAGAUAAAACUAAUAAGACCGCUGCAUUCCCUAAUUGCUGUCCCAUUUUCGAAUGCGAAGAAGGAGCAAAACUUGAAUAUCCAGAAAUUCCAACUUUACCACCACCCACGGAAAUUAUAGAGACCGAGAAAACUUCAGAAGAAGUUCCGACAAAAGCUUAAAUUCUAAAAAAACAGAUUAUAAUCUUUACAAAUUAAAUU
Messenger RNA from Apis mellifera (honey bee), 636 nucleotides. RefSeq lists its product as uncharacterized. Bases 139 to 597 code for a protein of 152 amino acids. The record is from RefSeq and is a predicted model, not a curated record. Lineage: Eukaryota; Metazoa; Arthropoda; Insecta; Hymenoptera; Apidae. The transcript has 2 exons.